AUGGGCUUGUAUGCAGCUCCUUUUCCUGAUAAACAGGUUGUCCAACCUGUAAUCACUGAGGACAGCAAGUCUUGUUCCAGAAUGGGAUUCAACCACCCAGAGCUGGUAAAAAUGCUUUGUCCUGUGAAAUAUCUGGUUGACUACCUCGAGGAUCCAGCCAAAACAAAUAAGAAAAUCCAAAGUGGAUCACUGAAGGUGACUGCCACCUUAUGGCCCACCUACCUGUAUCCCGGGGAUAAACCAGGGCAAGACUUCGACCCUGAUGACAUCAUUGAAGGACUUUUCUGGGGGUAUCUUUUGGAGUGA
Molecule: messenger RNA, 306 nt
Organism: Suillus subaureus
Lineage: Eukaryota; Fungi; Basidiomycota; Agaricomycetes; Boletales; Suillaceae
Exons: 2
Coding region: 1-306 (101 amino acids)
Source: RefSeq, a predicted model, not a curated record